This is a messenger RNA of Monomorium pharaonis (pharaoh ant), 3092 nucleotides long. RefSeq names its product HBS1-like protein (gene HBS1). Gene Ontology annotation, molecular function: GTP binding; GTPase activity. The record is from RefSeq and is a predicted model, not a curated record. The coding region runs from base 314 to 2320 and encodes 668 amino acids. The transcript is spliced from 9 exons. Lineage: Eukaryota; Metazoa; Arthropoda; Insecta; Hymenoptera; Formicidae. Gene Ontology annotation, biological process: translation.
ACGAUGUAAACUAAGCCUAUGUCUAUGGUCGAGAUAAUCGAUCGUGUCAUCUUAUAAGUAACCAGAACCAGCUGUUAUAUUUGUCGGAGGAUUUGUCGCAAUUGUAAAUUUGCGACCGUUCGGGAUUUGUCGAUCAGUCACGUUUAUUUCUUAAGAUAUAUAUGGAAACACAUAAGUGAUUUUUUAUCGUUGCUAAAUUCUACGUUAUAUGUGAAACAUGUCACGGCAUCGAGAUGUUCGUUCUAUGAAUUACUCCGACGGUAACCACAGCAUGUGUUAGUAUGAUGGCUAUGAUGAUGUCUACGGUCAUUCAAUGGAGGAUGAUUAUUGUGUAUCACCUAGUGUGGAGCAGUUUUUAUUUGAUCGAAGCAAACAACAGAAUAUUGCUUCAUUCAUCACAGAACCAGAUAUCGUGGAAGAUAAUGAAGAUACUGAUGAAUCUUUACCAUCAACUAAUGAGGAGAAAUAUAAUCUUUCUGAAUUAGAAAGGACAAAGUUAAUAUCUUGUUUGGAAACGAUUAGAAAUGUUAUAGGAGACACAGUAUCUGAUUCUAAAUUGAAGGAGAAAAUUGUUCUGUCAAAUUUUGAUGCAAACAUAGCACUCGAUGCUAUUUUGAAGGAGUUAUCGCCAAAAAGAGUCAUUAAUUCUACAGUGAAUAAGAAGCAAUUGGAGCGGCAUUCAGGUAGCAAAUUAUCACCGAAACCUACGUUACAAGUUACAACACCAUCUACUGUAAAGGUCGUUCCAACCGGGACAAAACCUGUUGUGAAGGGUUUUGACUUAAGUAAUGUAGAAAACACAGAAUUAUUGAGUCCGCGUUGUGAGAGUCCGUCUUCCAAUCGAAAUAGUCCCGAGAUCAAACGCAAAGAGGAUAUCAUACAAAAGGAAAAAAGAACAAUCUCGUCGAAAACGAAUAGUCCAAGAUGCCAGUCACCUGUAUCGGGCCUGUAUCCAGAAUUAGAUUCCAAAGUAAAAUCUAGUACAUCUAACGAGAAUAGUAAAGUGGAUAUUGAAGCGAUAUACAAAAGCAAAAGAAGCGAUAACAAAGAACAGCUUCAUUUAGUGGUUGUUGGACAUGUUGAUGCUGGAAAAAGUACAUUGCUUGGGCGACUACUUUGUGAUUUAGGUCAAGUGCCACAGAGACUCAUCCAUAAAUAUCAACAAGAGAGCAAGAAAAUAGGAAAGCAGUCGUUUGCUUAUGCUUGGGUAUUCGAUGAGACUGGUGAAGAAAGAGAGCGAGGAAUAACAAUGGACAUAGGUCACUCCAAGUUCGAAACAGACACAAAAUCUAUCACUCUCCUAGAUGCACCGGGCCAUAAGGAUUUUAUUCCAAAUAUGAUAACUGGUGCUACACAAGCAGAUGUAGCUUUAUUGGUGGUAGAUGCAACCAGAGGCGAGUUUGAAACUGGUUUUGAUAGUGGGGGACAAACGCGCGAGCACGCCCUAUUAUUACGCUCUUUAGGAAUAUCGCAACUGGCAGUUGUUGUUAAUAAGCUGGAUACUGUAAAUUGGUCUAAGGAUAGAUUCAAUGAGAUAGUAGACAAAAUGAGUGUGUUCUUGAAACAAGCUGGCUUCAAGGACACUGUCACUUUUGUACCUUGUAGCGGUUUGUCUGGAGAGAAUGUUGUAACAAAAUCAAAAGAGCAGCUCUCCAAAUGGUAUACCGGAUAUACUCUGGUCAAUGUUAUUGAUAAUUUCAAAUGCCCAGAACGGCCUAUAAAUAAGCCAUUCCGUUUUUCGGUAAACGAUAUAUUUAAAGGUACCGGAUCUGGAUUCUGUGUGUCUGGUCACGUUGAGACUGGUAUGGUGUCUUUGGGUGACAAAGUUUUAAUACUACCUCAAAACGAAAUCGCAGUUAUUAAAGGUCUCCAGUCGGAUGAAGUUCCAACAGCAAAUGCGUUUGCCGGUGAUCACGUCGCGCUGACAUUAGCGGGGAUCGAGCAGCAGAAUGUGGGUAUCGGCGAUAUCAUUUGUAAUCCACAAAAUCCAAUAUCCGUAACGACCUGCUUUCAAGCGCAUGUUGUUAUAUUCGCGAUAGCGAAACCGAUUACGAAAGGGCUUCCAGUAGUGAUGCAUCAACAAUCUUUGGUACAACCGGCGAUUAUCACGAAAUUAAUAGCGCAACUUCAUCGAAGUACCAGCGACGUGAUCAAGAAGAAGCCACGUUGCUUACCAAAGAACUCUAGCGCGAUUAUUCAAAUUGCAACGCAAACACCAGUCUGCAUGGAAUUGUAUAAGGACAUUAAGCAAUUAGGAAGAGUUAUGUUACGGUUAGAAGGUGUCACUAUUGCAGCUGGUUUGAUUAUUAAAAUUUUGUAAUUCUGAUGAGAUAUUAAUGAAGUUUCGAAUAAUGUAACGUAAUUUAUAAACAUUAGAAAUAUUUUGUUUAAAUCAUAUUUCCAUCACAUGAAAUGAUGUAAACUCUAUAGGUUGUUAGUUUAUGUACAACAGUACAGAAAACUUUACUCAAUUAUUCAAGACUUUUUCCUUUUAGUGUAAGUUUUACACACACACACACACACACGUGUGUGUGUGUAUUUGUAAUUGUUUGUACCUUAAAUAAGUUGUAAAACUAAUUUGGCACAUUCAUUAAAGAUAUGAUUACAUUAUUUCUUACAAUUUAUAACUGCAUUCUGAUAUUCAUUAUCAAUGUUGAAAAUCUACAGGAUAUAUAUAUCACAGAUUUUCAAAAUUAAGUGACCAGAACACAGCCUCUCAAUUAUUUUUCAUAUUAUUUAUUACUGAUUGAACUUUUCAUAAUUAUACAUCAUCAAAGAAAUAAUCCUAAAUUAUUAAAGUCUUAUAUGUAUCUUUGUAUGUAAAUAUAUUACGAUGCUUAUGAAAUUAAUAUUUUAUAAAAACCACAAAAAUGUAAUGAAUUAUAAUCAUAAUUUUAGACAUUAAAUAUAUCCACAAAUUCUUAUCAUAACAAAAAAUACUAGAUAAAUUGAUACAAAUAUAAUUAUUCAUCUCUGAAUUAUAUCAAUUUCAAUACUAGUUAUACUCGUUUUUUCUAAUAUUAAAAUGUAUAUAACAAAGUCAACUAUGUAUCUCGUGCGCUCAUAUUAACAUAAAUAUAUAAAAAAUAAAA